UGCAGCCAAGCUUGGCGCGAGCGCCGCGCGGCUGACGGGCCGGCCCGCCAAUGGGCGGUGGCGCGCGGCUCUGGGCAGCCAAUGGGCGCGCUGCGGGGGCGGGCCCGGGCGAGGUUAGGGUGUCCUUGCAGGGUGCUGGGCUAAACUUCACCAAAUAAAAGCUGUUUGUGUUGGGGCGGCUGCGGAGCCAUUUUGGAAAUAACAUUCAUCCCAGAUUUGAUGAUAAUGAAAAUACAGAAAAAAGAAAAGCAGCCACCAAGCUUAAAAGCACUGAGCCUCUCCCCAAUGUCGUCUGCCUGGGAGUGCAAGGGGCAGGACACCUUUGGCAGCAGUGAAGAGCAGGACGAGGUGCCCCAGCAGGUGACAGUGGCAGCCACAAACACAGGUGGCCAGUGCCAGUGGCCGAAGGAGGAGCCCCAGGGGGCUCCCCAGAAGAGGACGAGCGCCCAGAACGGGGUGCAGGACAGUGGGGGCAUGGGGGUGAAGAAGAAACGGAAGAAAAAGGAUCUGGGAGAGCAGGAAGGGGGAGAUAAAGCAGCUGUGGAGGUGAAACCAAAGAGGAGGAGAGAACCUAAAGAACCAAAAGAGCCUAAAAAGGUGAAGGAGUCGAAGAAGCCGAAGGAGCCCAAGCAGAGGGAGGUGGCCAAGAAGCCCCGGAAACCUCGGGAGCCCAAAGCCCCGAAGGAGCCUAAAGACAAGAAGAGUGGCUCUGAAGCAGCCCCCAGAUCAAGGCCCAAGAAGAGCAGCAAAGACACCCCUGUGGAGAAGAAGAAGAAAGGGAAGAGGAAAAAUGAGAUACCAGUGAACAGCUUGGAUUUGGAUCAGGAUCUCCUGAGCCCAUCUGUACAGAGCCCAGAGGAGUCUGCAGAGUCAGCUGACAGCCAGAAGCGGCGCUCGGGCCGGCAGGUGAAGAGGAGGAAGUACAACGAGGACCUGGAUUUCAAGGUUGUGGAUGAUGAUGGAGAGACAAUUGCUGUGCUGGGAGCUGGGAGAACCUCUGCCCUCUCCGCCUCUACCCUGGCAUGGCAGGCAGAGGAGCCUCCUGAGGAUGAUGCCAAUAUCAUUGAGAAGAUUCUUGCCUCCAGGAUGGUGCAGAAGGAGGCUCAUCCUGGAGGCCUGGCAUUUGAGACAGAGGAGUUCUACGUCAAGUACAGGAACUUCUCUUACCUGCACUGUAAAUGGGCAACACUGGAGGAGCUGGAGAAGGACCCCAGGAUCUCACAGAAGAUAAAGCGCUUCCGGAACAAGCAGGCUCAGAUGAAACAUAUUUUUACAGAGCCUGAUGAGGAUUUGUUCAACCCGGACUAUGUGGAGGUAGACCGAAUUCUGGAGGUGGCUCACACAAAAGACCCUGACACUGGAGAGGAGGUCACUCAUUACUUGGUGAAGUGGUGCUCACUGCCCUAUGAGGAGAGCACCUGGGAGCUGGAGGAGGAUGUUGACCCAGGGAAGAUUAAAGAGUUUGAAGCCCUCCAAAUCCCUCCAGAAAUCAAGCACAUGGAGCGCCCAGCAUCCGAGUCCUGGCAGAAGCUGGAGAAGUCCCGGGAGUACAAGAACAGCAACCAGCUGCGGGAGUAUCAGCUGGAGGGGAUGAACUGGCUGCUCUUUAACUGGUAUAACAGGAAGAACUGCAUCCUGGCUGACGAGAUGGGGCUGGGGAAGACAAUCCAGUCAAUCACUUUCCUCUCAGAGAUAUUCCUGAUGGGCAUCCAUGGCCCCUUCCUCAUCAUUGCACCUCUCUCCACCAUUACCAACUGGGAGAGGGAGUUCCGCACGUGGACGGAGAUGAACGCCAUCGUGUACCACGGCAGCCAGAUCAGCCGGCAGAUGAUCCAGCAGUACGAGAUGGUCUACAGGGACACACAGGGUAACCCUCUUCCUGGGAUCUUCAAGUUCCAGGUGGUUAUCACCACCUUUGAGAUGAUCCUUGCUGACUGCCCGGAGCUGAAGAAGAUCCAGUGGCGCUGUGUGGUCAUUGACGAGGCACAUCGCCUGAAGAACAGGAACUGCAAACUCCUGGAGGGGCUGAAGCUCAUGGCCCUGGAGCACAAGGUGCUGCUGACGGGGACCCCCCUGCAGAACUCGGUAGAGGAGCUCUUCAGCCUCUUAAAUUUUCUGGAACCACAGCAGUUCCCUUCAGAGACAGCCUUCCUGGAAGAGUUUGGAGACCUCAAGACAGAGGAGCAGGUGAAGAAGCUGCAGUCCAUCCUGAAGCCCAUGAUGCUGCGGCGGCUGAAGGAUGAUGUAGAGAAGAAUCUGGCACCCAAGCAGGAGACCAUCAUUGAGGUGGAGCUGACCAAUAUCCAAAAGAAAUACUACCGGGCCAUCCUGGAGAAGAAUUUCUCCUUCCUUUCCAAGGGAGCCAACCAGCACAACAUGCCCAACCUCAUCAAUACCAUGAUGGAGCUGCGCAAGUGCUGCAAUCACCCGUACCUCAUCAACGGAGCAGAAGAGAAGAUCCUGGAAGACUUCCGUAAAGCCCACUGCCCUGAGGCUCCAGACUUCCAGCUGCAGGCCAUGAUCCAGGCAGCUGGGAAGCUGGUGCUCAUUGAUAAGCUGCUUCCCAAGCUGAUUGCUGGUGGGCACAAGGUGCUCAUCUUCUCACAGAUGGUGCGCUGCCUUGACAUCCUGGAAGACUAUCUCAUCCAGAGACGGUACACCUACGAGCGCAUCGACGGGCGGGUGCGCGGCAACCUGCGCCAGGCUGCCAUCGACCGCUUCUGCAAGCCCGACUCGGAUCGCUUCGUGUUCCUGCUGUGCACGCGGGCGGGCGGGCUGGGCAUCAACCUGACUGCUGCCGACACCUGCAUCAUCUUCGACUCCGACUGGAACCCCCAGAACGACCUGCAGGCUCAAGCUCGCUGCCACCGGAUCGGGCAGAGCAAGGCGGUGAAGGUCUAUCGCCUCAUCACCAGGAACUCCUACGAGCGCGAGAUGUUCGACAAGGCCAGCCUGAAGCUGGGCCUGGACAAAGCUGUGCUGCAGGACAUCAACCGCAAGGGCAGCACCAAUGGGGUUCAGCAGCUCUCCAAGAUGGAGGUGGAGGACCUGCUGCGGAAGGGUGCCUACGGCGCGCUCAUGGAUGAGGAGGACGAGGGCUCCAAGUUCUGUGAGGAAGAUAUUGAUCAGAUCCUCCAGCGCAGGACACAGACCAUCACCAUCCAGUCUGAAGGGAAGGGCUCCACCUUUGCAAAGGCCAGCUUUGUAGCAUCAGGAAACAGAACUGACAUUUCCUUAGAUGACCCCAACUUCUGGCAGAAGUGGGCCAAGAUAGCAGAACUCGAUACAGAUGCCAAGAAUGAAAAGGAGAGCCUGGUCAUCGACAGGCCCCGCGUGCGGAAGCAAACCAAGCACUACAACUCCUUCGAGGAGGACGAGCUGAUGGAGUUCUCCGAGCUGGACAGCGACUCGGACGAGCGGCCCACGCGCUCGCGCCGCUUCAACGAGAAGACGCGGCGCUACCUGCGGGCCGAGUGCUUCCGUGUGGAGAAGAACCUGCUCAUAUUCGGCUGGGGACGCUGGAAAGAUAUCCUGACCCAUGGGCGGUUCAAGUGGCACCUGAACGAGAAGGACAUGGAGAUGAUUUGCCGGGCCUUGCUGGUGUACUGCGUCAAGCACUACAAGGGGGAUGAGAAGAUUAAGAGUUUUAUCUGGGACCUCAUCACUCCAACGAAGGAUGGCCAGAAUCAGGCUCUGCAGAAUCACUCAGGCUUGUCAGCACCCGUGCCCAGAGGCAGGAAGGGGAAGAAGACAAAGAACCAGAUGCUGCUUCCUGAGAUAAAGAAUGCAGACUGGCUGGCCACCUGCAACCCUGAGGUGGUGCUCCAUGAUGACAGCUACAAGAAGCACCUCAAACAGCACUGCAACAAGGUUCUGCUGCGGGUGCGAAUGCUCUACUACCUGAAGGCUGAAGUGCUGGGGGAGGCUGCGGAUAAAGCCUUUGAGGGGACCCCUGCCAGGGAGCUGGAUGUGCUGCUGCCAGACAUUGACUAUGUGGAGAUCCCAGUGGACUGGUGGAACGCUGAAGCUGAUAAAUCCCUGCUCAUCGGUGUCUUCAAGCACGGGUACGAGCGGUACAACGCCAUGCGGGCCGACCCCGCGCUCUGCUUCCUGGAGAAGGUGGGCAUGCCGGACGAGAAGCUGCUCUCUGCCGAGCAGGGCGCCAGCGACGGGGCACAGGACGCUGCUGAAAGGGGCAGCGUGGAAAAAGAAGAGAGCAGUGGAGAAAAGCUGGAGGGGCUGUCAAAACAGGAGGACAUAGUGGCUGCUGGGGUGGGUGAAGCCAGUGAGAAGCGGGACGAGCCAGCGACAGCCCAGGAUGGCUCCGACUCAGACAGAUCCUGCUGGCCUGUCUCCUCUGCUCUCACGGCCAGGCUGCGGCGGCUCGUCACCGUCUACCAGCGCUGCAACCGCAGGGAGCUGCCGGCGCGCGGCGAGGCGCUGGUGCCCGCCAGCCACGGCUACUGGCUGCAGGACGACGUCUUCCGCAGGGCCUCCGAGGGGGACGCGCUCAGCAGGGACAUGCACAAGAGGUGGACCAGGAGGGAACAGGCAGACUUCUAUCGCACUGUCUCCUCCUUUGGGGUUAUCUAUGACCAAGAGAAAAAAAUCUUUGACUGGGCCCAGUUCCGAGCCAUCUCUCGACUGGAGAAGAAGACUGAUGAGAGCCUGGAGAAGUACUUCUACAGCUUUGUGGCCAUGUGCAAGAAUGUCUGUGGUCUCCCUUUGUGGAAAGAGGAUGGUGCCCCAGACCCCGACAUCUACGUGGAGCCCAUCACGGAGGAGCGCGCUGCCAGGACCCUGUACCGCAUCGAGCUGCUGCGCAAGGUGCGCGAGCAGGUGCUCAAGUGCCCCCAGCUGCAGGAGCGGCUGCAGCUGUGCCGGCCCAGCCUCUACCUGCCCGUCUGGUGGGAGUGUGGCAAGCACGACCGGGACCUGCUGAUCGGCACCGCCAAGCACGGCCUCAACCGCACUGACUACUACAUCAUGAACGACCCCCAGCUGUCUUUUCUAGAUGCCUACAGAAACUAUGCCCAGCACAAAAGAGCGGGGUUCCCAGGCCCAGAAACCCUGUGCUGCCUUUACCAGUCUAACUCCAAGCUCUACGGUUCCCCCGUGUACAGCCAGAUGGAGCAGGGCUGCGAAACCCUGGAGAGCGAAGCCGAGGGUCACAUGAAGCUGGACGGCGUGGACAGCACCAUGUCCCAGGCCGGGGGCAGCCCGCUGGAUGCCAACUGCGAGACGUUCAUGUCAGAAGUGCGGGACAUCAUCUCCAGCAGCUACGACGAGAGCUCGCUGCCCGACUCCCUGGUGUGCAUGAUGUACGACGACAAGGCCUGUCCCAGCGAGCAGAGCUCGCUCCCCAGGGACAGCCCCGGCUGCACCGACCUCGGAAGCAGCAUGGCCAAACUCUCCGAGGGCAAGCUGGACGGGGAGGAGGAUCCAUCCAGCUGUGAUGCAGAUGGCUUGAGAGAGGCUCCCUUCCUGGAGGGUUUGCAGGUGGGCUCUGACCGAGUGGACACUCAGAAUGAGGAAGCUGAGCCUUCACCUCCUACUCCCAAGAGCAAUCCUUCGCAGAGUGCUCCAGUCAAGCUCGGCAAAGCCUUGGAACAGAAAGAAGCACUUGCCAGCCCAGCUGCAGGGCUGCCCGAGCAUGGAACCAUGGAAAGAGUCCUAGGUGUGGGGCUCUACAGUCCCAGUCUCCAUAACUAUGAGCUAAAGGUUCCUCCUGAGCAGAGGUUCAUCAGUCUACUGCAGGAGAAAGGGUUGGAGGCAAAGCUGGGGCCAAGUCAGAGCCAUAGCGAGGAAGAUGAGGAGGAAGAAGAGGAUGAUGAUAACUCUGAGGCUGCUGCAGAUGCCAUGGAAGGCUUGAAUGGUUCCAGGACCAGGGCUGAUUGCGACCCCGAGGCUCAUGAACUGGGGGGUGAGGAGCAGAGCUCUGGUCUCCCCACACCUGAGGACACUUGCCCAGAAGAUGUAAAUGGCGAGAGGGAGUCCCUGGGGCUGGGGGAGCCCAGGGCAGAGGGCAGGGAAGACUGUGGCUUGAAUGAGGAGAGCACCCAGCAGCUCUCACCGGGCCAGGCUCAGAGCCAGCCCUUCAGCCUGCCCACACCUCUGCCUCAGGGGGAACCUCGGGGGGAAGAGCCCCCCUGUGUCAGGGGGGAGCCCUUGGGUCGAGAUGCUGAGGGGCAGACAGGCUGCACAGAGGCCCCACACCCUGAGCCUCAGGGCAUAAAGCAAGAAGAGUGUGAGAACAGAGAUGACGGGGAGAAAGCCAGCAGCAACCAGAGCCAAGAUGGUCCAGAGAAGUACUUGGAAGAAGAGAACAAGAGUUCUGCUUCUGUCCUGCCUGGGGAAAUUGAUGAUCUUCACGAUGCCCGGGCACCAACCAUUGCCCAGCUGCUGCAGGAGAAGACACUUUACUCCUUCUCUGAGUGGCCUAAGGACCGUGUGAUCAUCAACCGCAUUGACAACAUCUGCCACGCCAUCCUGAAGGGCAAGUGGCCUUCCUCCAGCCAGCAGUUUGAGUCCCAGAGCCUGCUGACAGCCCCAGCCAUGGGCAGCAGCACUGGCAGCAGGAGCAGCUUCACCGAGUCAGAAGCCCCCGAGCCCAGCUUCAGCAACGGGGUCUUAAUGUCACGGGUACAAAAGGAAGGUUUCCUGAGCCCUGCCUUUGCAAAAGACGAGCGGAAGCACAGGAGACCCUAUGAGUUGGAGAUGGACAGAGAUGCCAAGCAGAGGAGCCUGGAGCAGCUGGCAGCAGCCCAUGUCCAUCCCCCCAUCGUGCUGAACGGCUGGCGUGAGGCAGCAGUGGACUUGUCCAGAGCCUCUGAUGGGUCCCCAGGGAACUCCUCUCCUUUCCCCCUGAACACAAACAUGCCCAAACUGGGGACUGUGAAUGCCCUCCAGAGCUCCCUGGGCAUGGACUUGUCUGGCAUCCUACAGGCAGGGUUAAUCCAUCCUGUCACUGGACAGAUUGUAAAUGGCAGCCUCCGAAGAGACGAUGCUGCCAUGAGGAGGAGACGGGGCAGGAGGAAAAAUGUCGAAGGGAUGGACCUCAUCUUCUUGAAGGAGAGGCCUCUUCCAAACAGGCUGCAGGAUGUUCAGGAAGACCAGCCACAGCCCCCUCAGAACAGUCCCCUCCCUGAAGGGCCAGUUGCUGCUACCUCAACUCCACAGCCAGUCCCAGCUGCAGGCAGCCAAGAGAAGGCUGUCCCGAACAAGAGUCUGCUUGACUGGCUCCGGCAGCAGUCUGACUACACACUCGAUGUUCCCAGCUUUGGCACAAGUUUUUCAGACAAGCCCAAGCAGAGGAGGCAGCGCUGCAAGGACCCCAACAAGCUGGACAUUAGCUGUCUGACGGGAGAGGAGCGGGUGCCGGUGGUACAUAAGGGUACCGGGCGGCGGGGCUACCUACCCGAGAACAAAUUCAAUCGCGUCCUGAGCGAGCCCGUGCUCCGGGACACGGGGCCGCGCCGGAGGGGGAGGCGGCCCCGCACUGACCUCCUGAAAGGCCCUGGUGUCGUAGCAGAUUCUUCUUCUGGAAUGGGACCAUUGUUCAUGAACGGACUGAUUGCUGGGAUGGAUCUAGUGGGACUUCAGAACAUGAGAAAUAUGCAAGGGAUCCCUCUGACUGGGCUGGUGGGGUUUCCUGCUGGCUUUGCAGCAGUGCCCGCCGGUGAGGAUGUGAAGAGCACCCUGAGCAUGCUGCCCAUGAUGCUGCCAGGCAUGGCCACCGUGCCCCAGAUGUUCGGGGUGGGAGGGCUCCUCAACUCCCCCAUGGCCAGCACGUGCAGCGCCACCGCCCCGACGAGCACAGCGAAGGGCGGCGGCGAGGAGAAGCAGGGCGGCCAGGACGGGAGCAAGGAGCCUCUCGCCGAGGAGAAGCCUGGCCCCAGCUCAUUUUCUAAUCAGACAGAAUCCGCAAUAACUACCAGUAGUCCUGUAGCUUUUAACCCGUUCCUUAUCCCAGGGAUGUCUCCUGGACUGAUCUAUCCCUCCAUGUUCCUCUCCCCUGGCAUCGGCAUGGCGCUGCCCGGCCUCCCGCAGAGCCGGCACUCGGAGGCGGCCGGCCUGGAGAGCCAGAAGAGGAAGAGGAAGAAGGCAAAAGGGGAGCUGGCAAACCCAGAGCCAGAAACUGUCUCACUGCCGGAAAAAGAAGCUGCAAACAGUCAAAACUGUGUGGAGCAAAGCCCGCCAGCAGCAGCAGCAGCAGAGAAGGAGCAGGAUGGACCAGCAGAGGAGGAGCGCCAAGCUGCUCGUGAUACCGAUUAGAACUUUUGUUUCAUUGAAAGAAAAACACAAAAAGAUUGUGGCUUGUGAGUUUCUUAACCCAUAAACUCUUUGUUACUUCCCCUCCCACCCCGCUCCACCUUCAUAAACCUGUGUUUCCAUGAGUAAUAUUAUCUACCUAAUUCCCUGUCAGAAAAAACUGGUGACAUACUACAUGUUAAUAGUUGCAGGGUCUUGCCACUUUAUUAGAUAAACAGUGUUGUCUAGCUAGUAUGGGAGGCACCGAAUUCUCAUUCUGUUUUUCCAGUCCAUCAUCCCAGCCCACAAUAGCAAAUGCAGUACUUGGUCACCCCCUGCAAAUUGCUCACUCCUUUGAGAAGAAAAAGCAGCAAAAAAAAACAAGAGCAAAAGAAAAGUGUUUAUCUCUUGGUUUAACACACAGUCAAGGGUAUUUCUGUCUACAGUGACACUGAAGGAAAAAGCCUGUCUUUGGGCUAAAAGCACAGCUAUAGUAAGUGCUAAUGUGUAUUUUUGAUUUAAAGUAUUUCCCUAUUUUAUCAUGGUUACUAGAAUAGUAGUAUAGACAGAAGUAUAUAACUAAUGAUUGAAAAUGCAUAUAUUCAUUUCUUUGAAAGGAAACACAUAACUGGUAGUGAUAUAAUUUCUUGAUCACCCCCACCUCAAAGGUUUGGAGACAAACUGCAGAGAGUGAAAAAAUGGUGUAGACAUUCUUUUGUAUUUUUUUAAAGCCAACGUUUGGUUUUAUGUUAUGUGGAGUUUAGUUGCCCUUUCCUUGGUAGUUACAAGAGCUUUCCAGCUUGAGCUGGAAAGGUUUUGCACACUUGCAUGACUUUUCUGGGGUUACUGUGUCUGUAGCAACCAGUCCCUUCAUCACUCUGCUUGUCUUCAGUUCUCCUCUCUGGCAUUAGUUCUCAGCUAUGGCAUUACAGGUGCUCUAAAGGUAUUUUUUUCCAGCUGUGAACAGACCACAGUGAUUUUGUUGCUCUGAUAUGAACACUGAGGCUUUCUGAGUUCUCAUGUUUCCCUGUCCCUGCCCCGGGAGCGACGUUGCAGCAAACAUGGAGAAGGCUGUAGGCCAGUGCCCUGCCUGGGAGUCCUCUGGGAAGGACUCUUGACACUUUCAGAGCCCGAGUUUCUCACUUUCUAGUGGUGGACUGUAAAGAGAUGACUUUGGCUUCUUCCCAUUCCGUUUGCUGUUGAACAGUAUUUCCAGUCCUUCGAACUAUUUCAGCAUCUGCAUUUCAAAUGGAUGGGUUCUGAUGCUGCCACCUCCCUGCUCCAGCUCUGGGUACUAAGACUCCUCCACAGGCAACUCUUCUGAUUUCUCCUUCUCCUCACUCCCUUAAUUCUUCUUUCACUUGGGGUUAUUCUUACUUGCAGCUCAUGGUCUGAGAAUUGAAUAAAGGCACAGUGGUGCAGUGGUGAGGAAGGGCAGGCUGGGUGGGAGUUGGAGUGUGCUACUCAUCAGUUUCACACUUGGUUGUCACAAUUUACUGUAUUUUUUUACCUUUUUUUUUUUCUUUUGCAGUUUUGCUAAUUUAUCAGAUGGUCCAAAUGUUUUGACAUAACUAUUUCAGUUUGCAUUAUUUAUUUAUGACGCUUUUUGUCAUUGUCUUUUAUACAUUUGGGAUUAUAAAUUAUGUACAUGUUAAAAUUAGCAUCUCAAAGAAGUCUGUUACCCGUGGUCAAAAAACCAGUUGGUUUAUAUUUUCACAGAAUUUAUUCUCAGUUUACUGGAUUGGAUGAUUUUUUUUAAAGUAUGUAGCCAAUCAUAAUGCAACCCUCCUCCCCCCCAAUAAUUGUGUUCUAUUUAAUAACAUUCUUGUAGCAUAGAUACUGUAUCACUAUUGACAGAUUUCUUAGAAAUGCUGCUAUCUCUAUUUAACUAACAUUUUGUUCAGUUUUUGCCUCCAGUGGAAGCAGAAAGGGUUUUUUCAGCUGUUAAAUCCAAAAUCAAUAUAAUUUAUUUAUGUAAAAAAAAAAAAAAAAAGUCACGAUUGAUAUAUUUUUGAACCUUUUAAGUACUAACUUUGUUUUUAUUCAGUGGAAGAACAUGUACUUGCCCUAAAUCCUUAAAAUACAAAUGCUAUAAAACUUCAUAUAUCUUCAAAGCCUUACUGUGAAUGGAUACAGAAAUCUCUUCCGAGUCUAUUUCUUGUUAUGGGAUGGUUUUUCCAGGGUUACAUGCAUAAGGAACAGGGUUUAAAGUGAAAUUUAUUUAAUUAGCCAGCAUGCUCUAUACCUUGUUCUUUCUUAGCAGACAUGUAUGCUACGUCUCUGGGUGUUUAGGCUUCUCUUUGCUACUUUGUGACCCUUUUGCAACCCGGUAUACUCUGUGGAUUAUUUAGACUGUAAGGCGUUAAGUGGCUGCUUCUUCUUUUCCAUCAUAUCCCAAACAAACGCCAAAUUUUCACCGGUUUUCAUGGCUAUUCACACACAUACAUCCUUCACCAAAUGUGCUAACAAAAUAAACUGUCUGUGCUCUUGAACAUGGAUAAAAAGAAAAAGAUUUAAAAGUCAGAUUUUUAUUUUUUUAAUUUAGUGACUAGAUGAUGCUUAUCUUUCAGACUUGGGAGAGCCUUGCUACAGAUGUAUAUAAUUUUUUUCAGCAAAUAUAUGUGAAUGUUUAAUUCA
This is a messenger RNA of Oenanthe melanoleuca, 10887 nucleotides long. RefSeq names its product chromodomain helicase DNA binding protein 6 (gene CHD6). The record is from RefSeq and is a predicted model, not a curated record. Gene Ontology annotation, molecular function: protein binding; ATP-dependent chromatin remodeler activity; ATP binding. NCBI's taxonomy places the organism in Eukaryota, Metazoa, Chordata, Aves, Passeriformes, Muscicapidae.